Messenger RNA from Oncorhynchus tshawytscha (Chinook salmon), 1197 nucleotides. Its product is annotated as ephrin type-A receptor 6-like. Gene Ontology annotation, molecular function: ATP binding; protein binding; transmembrane-ephrin receptor activity. The transcript is spliced from 8 exons. Gene Ontology annotation, biological process: protein phosphorylation; axon guidance; cell surface receptor protein tyrosine kinase signaling pathway. The record is from RefSeq and is a predicted model, not a curated record. The annotation marks the transcript as partial. NCBI's taxonomy places the organism in Eukaryota, Metazoa, Chordata, Actinopteri, Salmoniformes, Salmonidae. Gene Ontology annotation, cellular component: neuron projection; membrane.
AUGGAUGAACAGAAUGAGAUCCAUACCUUCCAGGUGUACGUGGAGCUGCGCUUCACCCUGAGAGACUGUAACUCCAUUCCUUGGGUGUCUGGUACCUGCAAGGAGACCUUUAACCUCUUCUACCUCCAGACAGAGGAGCCACACGCCGCCGCCUCCCGCUUCAGACCCGCCGACUACGCCAAGGUGGACACCAUUGCUGCCGAUGAGAGCUUCACACAGACGGACCUGGGCGACCGCGUUCUGCGCCUCAACACGGAGGUCAGAGAGGUCGGCCCCGUGACCCAGAAGGGCUUCUACCUGGCGUUCCAGGAUGUGGGGGCGUGUAUCGCUCUGGUCUCCGUCAAGGUGUUCUAUAAGCGCUGUCCAUCCACUCUGAGGAACCUGGCAGCGUUCCCAGACACAGUACCAAGGGUCGACUCCUCCUCGCUGGUGGAGGUGCGGGGAGCGUGCGUGGAGAACGCAGAGGAGAGGGACACGCCCAAACUGUACUGUGGGGCGGACGGGGACUGGCUGGUUCCUCUGGGGCGAUGCGUCUGUAGUCUGGGACAUGAGGAGAUUGACGGAAUCUGCCAGGCGUGUAGACCAGGGUCCUACAAGGCUUUGUCAGGGAUUAUCAAGUGUUCCAAGUGUCCUCCCCACAGUUCCAGCCAUGACCAGGCAGCCACGCUCUGCCACUGUGACAAAGGCUUCUACCGGGCAGCCAAGGACCCCUCCACCAUGGCAUGCACACGCGCUCCAUCGGCCCCUAGGAACCUGAUCUCUCUCAUUAACGAGACGGCUCUGUUCCUCACCUGGUCUCCGCCUAGCGACAGUGGUGGCAGGAAGGACCUGACUUAUAACAUCAUGUGCCAGCGCUGUGGCGCCUCCGGUGGGGAGGAGGACUGUGAGCCGUGUGAGACCGACCUGCGCUUCGUACCUCGCCUCCUGGGCCUCACCGGGACCUCGGUGGCUAUUCUGGACUUUGCCACACACGCCAACUACACCUUCCAAGUAGAGACGGUCAAUGGAGUGUCUGGACUGGGAGGGAACACCAGACCCCUGGCUAACAUCACUGUUACUACUGACCAGACUGGUCCUUCUCUGGUUGGCGUGGUGAGGAAGGACUGGGCGUCUGACAACAGUAUCGCCCUCUCCUGGACAGAGGUGGAACAGCAGCCUAACGUCAUACUGGACUAUGAGAUCAAGUACUACGAUAAG